This is a messenger RNA of Rhea pennata, 1061 nucleotides long. Its product is annotated as deoxycytidine kinase 2. Gene Ontology annotation, biological process: nucleobase-containing compound metabolic process. The record is from RefSeq and is a predicted model, not a curated record. Gene Ontology annotation, cellular component: cytoplasm. Gene Ontology annotation, molecular function: deoxynucleoside kinase activity; ATP binding. The transcript is spliced from 7 exons. Bases 24 to 821 code for a protein of 265 amino acids. NCBI's taxonomy places the organism in Eukaryota, Metazoa, Chordata, Aves, Rheiformes, Rheidae.
CGGUGCCUGCGGAGCCCGCCGCCAUGUCCACCCCCGCCAAGCGGCGCUGCCGCAGCCCCGCUGAUUCCCUCAACUCCAGCUUCCAGAAGCGCCUCAGGAAGAUCUCUAUCGAGGGGAACAUCGCUGCAGGAAAGUCUACAUUUGUCAGGCUACUAGAGAAACACAGUGAUGAGUGGGAGGUAAUCCCUGAACCUAUUGCCAAGUGGUGCAACAUUCAGACAGCUGAGGAUGAGUAUGAGGAACUUUCAACAUCUCAGAAGAGUGGAGGAAAUCUACUGAAAAUGUUGUAUGAUAAACCCACAAGAUGGGCUUAUACAUUUCAGACUUAUGCUUGCUUGAGCCGUGUAAGAGCACAAUUAAAACCCAUCUCAGCCAAGCUACAUGAAGCAGAACACCCAGUGCAGUUUUUUGAGAGAUCUGUGUACAGUGACAGGUAUGUGUUUGCUUCUAAUCUGUUUGAAUCCGGAAACAUCAAUGAAACAGAAUGGGCUGUUUAUCAGGACUGGCAUACAUGGCUGUUGAAUCAGUUUGAAUCUGAUAUAGAACUAGAUGGUAUGAUCUACCUAAGAACCACGCCUCAGAAAUGCAUGGAAAGGCUGCAGAUGAGAGGAAGAGAAGAGGAACAAGGAAUUGAGCUUGAGUAUUUGGAAAACCUCCACUAUAAACAUGAAACCUGGCUUCAUGAAAGAACUAUGAGAGUUGAUUUUGAAAACCUUAAAGAGAUUCCCAUUCUAGUUUUGGAUGUUAAUGAAGAUUUUAAAAAUGAUAAGAUUAAACAGGAGUACCUGAUGGAGAAGGUCAAAUCUUUUCUGACUUUUUAAAAGAUGUGAAGAUCAGUGUAAGUGACCAGUCCCAGGAGUUCAAGAGUUGUGCUCAGGCAAUUUACUUCAACUAACUGGAUGUAUUAUCUGUAUGCCUUAUUAAGCAUUUCCCUAAAAGGAAGCGUACAAGGGUGUUUUUUGCUUGUAUGAACCGAGUAAUUUUGCUAGAAGUCUGUGUAGUUUGAAGAAAAAAGGUGCUUUAAAAAGUGUACUUCAUGUAUAUGCAUUGCUUUUUUAAUA